AUGCCCCUGCGGCCCGCGGCGCUCACCAGCAGCAUGCUCUAUUUCCAGAUGGUGAUCAUGGCAGGGACGGUGAUGCUGGCGUACUACUUCGAGUACACGGACACGUUCACCGUGAACGUGCAGGGCUUCUUCUGCCACGACAGCGCCUACCGCAAGCCCUACCCGGGCCCGGAGGACAGCAGCGCCGUGCCCCCCGUGCUCCUGUACUCUCUGGCCGCCGGGGUCCCCGUGCUCGUGAUAAUAGUUGGAGAAACUGCUGUGUUUUGCCUACAACUGGCCACAAGGGAUUUUGAAAACCAGGAGAAAACUAUUUUAACUGGAGACUGUUGCUAUAUAAACCCACUGGUGAGGAGAACUGUACGAUUUCUUGGAAUUUAUACAUUUGGACUGUUUGCAACAGAUAUCUUUGUAAAUGCUGGACAAGUUGUCACAGGAAACCUGGCUCCCCAUUUUCUUGCCCUGUGUAAACCCAACUACACGGCGCUUGGGUGUCAGCAAUAUACGCAGUUCAUCAGUGGGGAAGAAGCCUGCACAGGCAACCCAGAUCUCAUCAUGAGAGCGAGGAAGACAUUUCCAUCCAAAGAAGCGGCUCUCAGUGUCUAUGCAGCUAUGUAUCUGACAAUGUACAUUACCAACACAAUCAAAGCCAAAGGAACAAGACUUGCUAAGCCCGUUUUAUGCCUAGGCUUAAUGUGUUUGGCCUUUCUUACUGGACUCAACAGAGUUGCAGAAUAUCGAAAUCAUUGGUCCGAUGUGAUAGCAGGCUUUCUGGUUGGAAUAUCUAUAGCAGUAUUUCUUGUUGUAUGUGUGGUAAAUAAUUUCAAAGGAAGACAACCAGAAAAUGAGCAUAUACACACGGAUAACCUGGCACAGAUGCCAAUGAUAAGCAUUCCUCGAGUAGAAAGUCCUUUGGAAAAGGUAACAUCUGUACAGAACCACAUCACUGCCUUCGCAGAAGUCACAUGAUAUUGAAGCAAAUGGUCUCUCACUGCAUUGGACAUCAUCCCUUUUCACCAUCCAUUCGUAACACCCAAAGUGUGUUUGAUGACAAAAAAGGUUUAUAAAGUUGUCUAAUCAUUUUUAUAAUUUAAAAAUCAGUGUCAACUUAUCUGUUUCCCCCACUAGACUGUGAGCUCCUCAAGGGCAGGACUGUGUCUUUCUCCUCUGUCUCCCCUGCACCUACAACAAAGCCUCACACAGAGUAGGUAGGUGUUCAAUAAAAAAGUGAUGACAAAAAUUAAUUCUGAAAUAAAACAUUCAUUUUAAUUUCUCACAGAAUCACUGAGACUAAGUGAAAAGAAACCUCUACACGAGUCAUAUUUGUGUGAGAAGUCCCUCCACUUUGAGCUAGUUAAGCUUUUUAAUUUAUCAUGUAUCUUCUAUUUGGCAGCAUACCAUAUUUCAUUCGAAGUGGACUUUGAAAGUCAUGGGGGUUUUUAUUUCAUUAUUCAGCAUGACCUUAUUUCCAUUCUAACAGAUUUCAGUGUGUGAAAUUACUUUACUUUUAGAAAGUAUGUUCUAUACUAAAAUAAUGUUUGCACAUAAUAUUAUGCUAUAUUUCACUUAAAAUACCAUUCAUACUAUAAAUUCUAAGACUGGUGCUUCUGCUUUUGAAGGUGAAAAUGCCAAUUUUUACUGUAAUAAGUAAUGUAUCAUAAUUAAAAAUUAUUUAUUUGGA
Molecule: messenger RNA, 1678 nt
Organism: Cervus elaphus (red deer)
Lineage: Eukaryota; Metazoa; Chordata; Mammalia; Artiodactyla; Cervidae
Gene: PLPPR5
Product: phospholipid phosphatase related 5
Exons: 6
Coding region: 1-966 (321 amino acids)
Biological process (GO): phospholipid metabolic process; phospholipid dephosphorylation; signal transduction
Molecular function (GO): phosphatidate phosphatase activity
Source: RefSeq, a predicted model, not a curated record